UUCAGUAUUUUAUUUCUGCAGUACGCAAUAUAACACGUAAAUUGCGCGCAUAUAUUCAGUAAUACUGCUGCAUGCUGCAUGCAUUCAUAAUGCCACGUGAACAAUAUGGACGUUUUAAUGCAAAUGUAAACGCAAAUGCAUAUAUUUCGGAACAAAUUCGUAAUGAAAUUCAACGUUUCGAAAGUGUUCAUCCAUGUAUUUAUACGGUUUAUGAUUUGAUCGAAUUAAUUCCGGAUCAAUUACUCCAGAAUCAAUUACGUGAUCAAGUGGUUUGCAUUGAAG
This is a messenger RNA of Loa loa (African eye worm), 282 nucleotides long. RefSeq lists its product as hypothetical. The transcript has a single exon. The record is from RefSeq and is a predicted model, not a curated record. NCBI's taxonomy places the organism in Eukaryota, Metazoa, Nematoda, Chromadorea, Rhabditida, Onchocercidae. The annotation marks the transcript as partial.